AUGUGUAAAAUAUGUGAUACAAUAUAUCCACGAAUGGAUAAAUGUCAAGUACAUAUCUGGGGACAUUUUGAUAUGAAACCAUAUAAAUGUAAUAAAUGUAAUUUUAAUACAUUAACUGUUACAAAUAUACGUAGUCAUAUACAUGUAACAUGUGAUAUUUGUAAACGUAAAUUUUAUUCAAAAGGUAGAUUAAGAGUACAUAUUUUAACACAUAAUAAAGAUAAAAAUUUAAUAUGUAAAUAUUGUUCACAACAUUUUACAACAAUUGAAGCUGUUAGCAAACAUUAUGAUAGUGUACAUUCACAUGAUUAUACAUUACAUUUUGAUGCACAAUAUAAAUGUCAUUUAUGUACAAAUGUUUAUAAAAGUAGUCAUAUAUUAAAAGAACAUAUAUUAAAACAUCAAGGAAUUAGAAAAUACAAAUGUGAUGUUUGUGAUAAAUCAUUUGCACAACAAUCACAUUUAGCUGCUCAUAAAGCUGUUCACAGUGAUAAGAGAUUUAUUUGUCCAGGAUGUGAAAAAGCAUUCAAUCGUCAGGACAACAUGAAAUCACAUACUAAAAAAUUACGUAGUGAAAUUUAUUAG
Messenger RNA from Aphidius gifuensis, 585 nucleotides. Its product is annotated as zinc finger protein 492-like. Lineage: Eukaryota; Metazoa; Arthropoda; Insecta; Hymenoptera; Braconidae. Gene Ontology annotation, biological process: regulation of transcription by RNA polymerase II. The coding region runs from base 1 to 585 and encodes 194 amino acids. Gene Ontology annotation, molecular function: RNA polymerase II transcription regulatory region sequence-specific DNA binding; DNA-binding transcription factor activity, RNA polymerase II-specific. Gene Ontology annotation, cellular component: nucleus. The transcript is spliced from 5 exons. The record is from RefSeq and is a predicted model, not a curated record.